GAAAACGCAUCUCUGCAGGCUACUUGAGGCCUGAGAGAAGCACCACUUGCUGUGUCAGUCAGUCAGUCAGCCUCUCUCUCCCUCUCUAUGCUUGGCCGAUCGCCAGCUGCAUGCUUUAAGGGGGAAAGCACAUCCAUGGAGAGGGAGAGGGGGCGACGCUGAGGGCUUGAUGAAUGGUUCAUUGAUAGCCCAGAGAGAUUGUGUUUAUCCCUGUGUUCCUUCCCUGCAGUGUUCAGUCAAUGGACUUUAAACCCAACUCCAGAGUCUGAAGGGAUUAGAAGUUAGAUUUCCCAUUCGUAGGACUGACUGACUUGAAAUAGUCAGGAAAACAUGUUUGCAUUUCUUCUCCUUACUUCUCUGGUACUUCUGGGAAUAUAUUUAAUUUUGCGUCAUAGAUUUUUGAAAUUGCCAAAGUGCAAAUGUUCAACACAACUCCAUGGGAAGACUGUGAUUGUGACAGGAUCUAACGCGGGUAUUGGAAAGCACACAGCCCUAGACUUGGCCAGAAGGGGCGCUAGAGUUAUUCUUGCCUGUAGAGAUCAACAGAGAGCCGAAGCAGCUGUAAACGACAUCAGAAAGAGGAGUGGAAACAAUGAAGUGGUUUACAUGCACUUGGACCUAGCAAAGCUGCAGUCAGUGCAGUCCUUCGCGGAAAACUUUCUUAAAAGAGAGGCCAGACUUGAUAUUCUCAUCAAUAAUGCAGGGAUUGCAAUUGAUGGCAAGACAGAGGAUGGCUUUGGAAUGAUCUUUGGUGUCAAUCACCUUGGCCCCUUCCUGUUAACCCUUCUACUGUUGGAACGUCUGAAAGAGUGCGGUCCUAGCAGAAUUGUGAACGUGGCCUCCGGGGGUCAUCGGAUGGCGAGCAUCGAUUUUAACUGCCUCAGCGCUCACAGAGACCUGGCUGUGGGAUACACAGGCUUGGACGUGUUUGCCGUCUACUGCCAAAGCAAGCUUUGUAAUGUGCUUUUCACACACGAGUUGGCCAAAAGACUGACGGGCACAAAUGUAACCUGCUACAGCCUCCACCCAGGGGUGAUUAAGACGGAUAUUGCCCGUCACGGUGGUGCUGUGUGGAGGAUGCUCUGGUUGCUCAUGGGCGUAUUCUUCUUUGCUGACGUUGAGUCGGGGGCCCAGACCACCUUGCACUGCGCCCUGCAGGAGGGUAUCGAGCCACUGAGCGGCCGCUACUUCUCCCGCUGCGCGGUGGAGGAAGUGGGCGGUAAGGCCAAGGACGAUGCAACCGCCAAGAAACUGUGGGAACUCAGUGAGCGCUUCUGUGGCCUGUCGUGAAGAAAGCUGAAGUGACUGAAGGCACAGUGGUGUUGCUCUCAUAAAUGCCAUGCGUGUACAAUAAAAAAAUCAUUUUUCUUGGUA
Messenger RNA from Clupea harengus (Atlantic herring), 1374 nucleotides. RefSeq names its product dehydrogenase/reductase 13a, tandem duplicate 1 (gene dhrs13a.1). Lineage: Eukaryota; Metazoa; Chordata; Actinopteri; Clupeiformes; Clupeidae. The record is from RefSeq and is a predicted model, not a curated record.